Molecule: messenger RNA, 861 nt
Organism: Akanthomyces muscarius
Lineage: Eukaryota; Fungi; Ascomycota; Sordariomycetes; Hypocreales; Cordycipitaceae
Exons: 2
Coding region: 1-861 (286 amino acids)
Source: RefSeq, a predicted model, not a curated record
AUGACAACAAGAGCGCUAGUCGUGGGCGGGACAAGCGGCAUUGGCUACGGCAUGGCGUGCCGCAUCGCAGCCUCAUCACCUACCUCAUCCGUCAUCAUAGGUGGACGUACCAAGCCCGAUCACAUCCCUCAUGGCAACAUGGAAUUUCAACCCAUCGAGGCAACAUCGAUGCGAGAGAUCAAGAACUUUACAGAUAAGCUCAAGCAGCAGCUGUCCGGGACGUCACAGGGCCAGCAGGGAAUAAUGACGAUUGCUGGGAGGACGGAGACACCCGAGGGCAUCGAUCGCAAGAUGGCGCUGCACUACUACGGCAAGCAACUGCUCAUCCGCGAGCUAUUGCCAGCGCUCAAGGAGGACGCCAAGGUCGUCAUUGUCUAUGACAGCAAAUUCGGGAACCCAGACAAGGUCCAUUGGGAAGACCUGGAUCUUAAGACGCAUUUUAGCCUCGGCACGGCCUCUAAUCACUGCAUGGUCAUGAACGACGCCAUGAUCAAUUAUUUUGCCUCCCAACAAGCACAGGGAAGCGCAAAGCAGCAAGGCGCCAACGCCAAGCGGCACUUCAUCCAUGCCUGGCCUGGCGGCGUCAACACGAGUCUCAUGAGAGAAAUGCCGUGGUAUCUGGGUUCCAUCGCCAAGAUGCUUGCUCCCCUUGCCACAGUAUCGCCUGCUACGUGUGCCGAGUACCUGCUGAAUGGCGUCGAAAAGGUGUCGACACCGGCUGGGGACAACAAAGAGAGGCCGCGCUGGAGUUACAUCGACAAUAAGGGGAAGGUGGUUGAGAGCAAGCCUAUCCUUACAGAGAAGCAGAUUGGCAAGAUUGCCGAGCACACGUGGGAGCUUGUUGGUGCCGCCUUGAAAUAG